ACCUCGGUGUGAUUAAUGCAUAUAUUAUAUUUGCUUUCAUUAAAUCAAUGUAUUGUGAAUAAAUUUUUUGUAAUAUGAAGCCGGUUUUAAAAUGUAACGAACAAGUAGUCCAGAAAAAUGGCGACAACCAUAGCUGUCAAAACGAAGCAAAAGAUUAAACGAGACCCAGUGGCAUACAAUGAGAUGGCCAUUCGCAUAAACUAUGGGAUCCUGGACUACUGUCGCACCUCCAUGUCUUCUCUGUCAGGAGCAGCUGCAGGGAUUCUGGGACUUACAGCACUCUAUGGCUUUCUAUUCUACUUUGCCAUGGCUUUUGUGCUGUCUUUUUUCUUGGUGCUGAAAGCUGGUACCAGCUGGAGUAACUUCUUCAUGUCCAGGACAGACCUCAUCACCAAGGGGCUGUUUGGUGGCCUCUUUACAUAUGUGCUGUGCUGGACAUUUUUAUAUGGAAUGGUGCAUGUAUAUUGAUGAGAUGUUCUCAUACUAGUCAUCGUUGAUUGGACAUUACUUGUGGGCAGGAACUCAGCAAAUUGAACACAUAACAUGAUGUAGCUGUUUGGGUAAUCAUUGGAUGAUUUAUUCAAGGCUAUAUAUUGCAAAUGUAGGGUCGAAGGUGCAUCUUUUGUUUCUGUUUUAUAAAAGUUUCAUGCUAAAACUACAAAAUAUAUUCUUUGGAAUUUAUAAAUUUCAAUAGAAAUAUAUUGAACUCAAAAGCAUACAACUAAUACAUGUCUAUUUAAGUUAUUACUAUUAUCAUCACCACGUGUUUAGCCUUUGCUUUGUUCACUUCGAUUGGUAAGUUGACCGUAACUUAUCUUUUUGUACCCUUCAUUGAGAUGUUUUUAUUUGAUGCUGUAUUUGAUAUUAUAUUUUAUUGUAUUAUGUGGUAAAGUUAAACUUUGUAAUGGAAAAUUUAUUAUUCAUAUGUUCCCAACAUUUCUGCAUGAACUCAGACAUUAGCGAGUAUUGAAGUAUAAUGUCCAUAUACAAGUAUGUGUGUGUGCAAAUUGAAGUAAAUACAAGUUACUCUUUAAACACUUAUGUUAUUAUUUAAUGUCUACUGGUCAUGUACGUAAUUCCGGCCACUUUUGGGACUAUUUAAGAAAAAUCUUUAGUGUAAGGCAACUGGUUGAAACUAAACUUCACAUAUAUAAUCCUGGGUUCAAAACUCACCUGGCAUGAAAAUUAAAAUAGAAUUAGAUCGGUGAAUGUUACUUAAUGAACAGAAAAUGAUGACAUGUAAACUAUCCAUUUUCGUAGGUUAAAUGUACCUAAAAAAUCGGCCACUUUUCAGUUUGAUCUGCAGAUAAAAUUACAAAGCAAUAUCUUUAGACAAAUGUCCUCAAUUUCAGAGUAUUAAUCAAUGUUUAUACUAUUAAAAUUUUUGACUUGAAAUUUAAAAUAAAUGCGAAAUUUUUAUACCAGUUACUCCCCCUACCUAUUUUAAUAAAUAUAAACAUUGGGAAGCUGCUAAUUCUUAAAAAAAAUACUUGUUUUUAAUGGGUUUAAUCAAUUUUUUCAAACACAGCUAAAAAACUAAAUACAUUUUGGUUAAAAAGUUUACUUCAGUGUUGAUUAUUAGUAAACGCUUAUAUAUAAUAUUUAAACAUGUAAUCUAGUAAUAGUCUUAUCAAGGGAGGUAAUUCAAUUAUCAAAAAUUUAUAUUUAGGUUCUGAUUUGUAUGUUUUGAAUAUAAUUUUUUGUACAAUUAAUUGGUUAAACCUUAAUUAAAGUUGAUUAGAUAAAAUUUAAAUAAUUUUGUCAAAUAUAUUUGUUUCUUAUAUGAAUAUAAUUGUUGCAACUAAUGAUGACAUCACUUUCCCCACGAGCCAAAUAUUUCCUGCUAUAUUUGUGACAUUUUAACACAAAAGUUUACAAUGAUAUGGUUCUUACAUUUGCAACAUAUUGAGAGUAGGGAUGGUUUUCAUGUUGUUUUUUCUAAAUAAAAACAAAAUAAGUGCGUGAAGAUCAUCAAAAUGAUUUUACACAGGUGGCCGAUUUUUUACGUACAGGCCGGAAUUACGUACAUGACCAGUAAGCAUCAUAUAUAUAUUUGUCAAAAUAUGAUUCAAUGUAAUUAGAAGUUUACAGAUACAUAUGCAUUAAUGUCUAUUGGCUGCAAGUAUUUGUAAGAUUCUGUUCUGCACAUGUUUGUUUUUUAUGACAGUGUGGUACAUUAGAGAAUAAAAACACAAACUGUA
Molecule: messenger RNA, 2201 nt
Organism: Dreissena polymorpha
Lineage: Eukaryota; Metazoa; Mollusca; Bivalvia; Myida; Dreissenidae
Product: ER membrane protein complex subunit 6-like
Exons: 4
Coding region: 118-468 (116 amino acids)
Biological process (GO): protein folding in endoplasmic reticulum; autophagosome assembly
Cellular component (GO): endoplasmic reticulum; EMC complex; membrane
Source: RefSeq, a predicted model, not a curated record